This is a messenger RNA of Eucalyptus grandis, 2785 nucleotides long. RefSeq names its product DNA (cytosine-5)-methyltransferase DRM2. The coding region runs from base 810 to 2606 and encodes 598 amino acids. The record is from RefSeq and is a predicted model, not a curated record. Gene Ontology annotation, molecular function: DNA (cytosine-5-)-methyltransferase activity. Gene Ontology annotation, cellular component: nucleus. The transcript has 9 exons. NCBI's taxonomy places the organism in Eukaryota, Viridiplantae, Streptophyta, Magnoliopsida, Myrtales, Myrtaceae.
GGCCUUCGCUUGAUCCCGCGUCGAUUGUCUUUCUCCCUCUUCUUUGCCUCUGGUUUCGGCGGUUGUCCGGCGCCUCUCGCUCGCCGGAGCUUCGCGGCUUCGGCCGCGUCGCCUUUUGUCGUCCGGCAUGCGUUCCCCGCUGCUGGGGAGGGCUCGGUGGAGUGAGGAAACGAGGAGUUUUGAUCGUCGCCGUGCUUCUGGAAUUGCGCUUGAUCAUGUCGAAUUGUGGGAGUGUAGUCUCGACAUGCGCGCAGAGAAAUUGCAUUUGAAUGAGAGUUUAGAUCCGACAGCGAAGUCCCGCUUCAUGAGUCUUGAUGGUGAAGAUUUUUUUUUUUUUUUCGGCAGAAGGAGGAGCAUUAGGAAGUCGGUGGCCUUAGGCGGGGGAUUGCCUAGCUAAGUGUCAUGGAAAACUGCAUGAUAAGAUUUCAUAGAUAUUCGCGUUUACAUAGUGCUUCGGUCUAGUUCAGCCCUGUUCUGCGCUUGCCAUGGUGGCCAAGGUGUAAACGCUAAAAUCGGUUUUUCUGCGCAAAUUCUUGAUAAUGAUAUUUGAUCCUGUUAGCUCUCAGUCUUUGUCUGUGAUUAUGGCUUGGUUAGCAUUGAUUUCCUCCGCAUGUUAAACUGAUGAUAUCAGUGUGUCCGCCUGUGUUUACUAGUUUUCUUACUCAGAAUGUGCAUUUGAUGUUUAUCCUCACAUCCAUACCUUAAUCAGCUUUUAAGGUAGUCGUCUUGUUUAAUUAGCAGCUUCCAUUUUUUGGGGUAGUCACUUGUCGAAGGAUCCUCGGGUCGACCAAGCUCGAGAAUACAAAGUUAUGGAUGGAAAUGCAGCUGGUGAAGGGGACGAUAAUGUUGACUGGAACACUGAAGAUGAGCUUGAGGUUGAGAAUUAUGCGGCAUCUUCUUCUUCAUGUUUGGCUCGUCCCAGUGGAGAUGCUGCUUCAGGCUCUGGAGAGGCGAGCUCGUCGGCAAGUACAUCCCAUUCCAAGUUGUUUUGUGAAUUUGUGGUGAUGGGCUUUUCAGAGAAAUUGGUUACAAAGGCUAUUGAUGAAAUCGGAGAGGGAAAUCCUGAUGCAAUACUGGAAUCUCUCCUGACAUAUAAGGUUCUAGAAAACUCUCCUCAAGAGCAAGAUAUUGAUGAAUCUGCUGUUGUCAAAGAGGAAGUUAUGGAUUCUGAUCACUUAUCUUCUGACUAUGAGGGGAGCUUUUUGGAAGAUUCUUCAGAUGAUGAUAGUUAUUCUGAAAGCGAGGAAGUCAUCAAUCCUUCGUCUGAAGAUAAGAAAUUGUUGUUCUUGACAGAUAUGGGGUACACAGUGGAAGAAGCUUCCAUUGCCAUAGAAAGAUGUGGUCCUGAUGCCUCAGUAGCUGAGCUGGCAGAUUUCAUAUGUGCUGCUCAGAUGUCAAAGGAAGCAGAUGCCCUUCUUGGACCUGAAGAGAAGCCCAGACUGCUCAAUAACUUUACAAAGCACAAGAAGAGGAAACAUUCUAAUUGUGAUGCUUGGAGCAAGAAAAGAAGAGGCGAGAAAAAGCUCUUGCAUGGAGAUGAGGAGCCGAUUCGUCUCCCAAAUCCCAUGGUCGGGUUUGGGGUACCCGCGGAGACGAGAACAAUAGUUCCCCGAACACUUCCAGAGGCAGCUAUUGGACCUCCCUACUUUUACUAUGAAAACGUAGCACUUGCUCCCAAGGGAGUUUGGGACACCAUUUCUCGGUUCUUAUAUGAUGUGGAACCAGAAUUUGUAGACUCGAAGUACUUCUGUGCUACUGCAAGAAAAAGGGGCUAUGUCCAUAACCUGCCUAUCAAUGACAGGUUUCCUCUUCUUCCACUCCCUCCAGGCAUGAUUCAUGAAGCAUUGCCGUUGACGAAGAAGUGGUGGCCUUCAUGGGACACAAGGACGAAGCUGAAUUGCUUACAAACAUGCAUUGGCAGUGCAAAGCUUACAGAGAGGAUCAGAAAGGCCCUUGAACAUCAUGAUGGCGAGUCAGAGCCUCCUCCGAGGAUCCAAAAGUAUGUCCUUGAUGAAUGCCGCAAGUGGAACCUCGUCUGGGUGGGAAGAAACAAGCUGGCUCCGUUGGAGCCUGAUGAAGUGGAAAUGCUUUUGGGUUUCCCAAAAAAUCACACCAGGGGAGGUGGGAUUAGCAGAACCGAUAGAUACAAAUCGCUGGGCAAUUCCUUCCAGGUUGAUACUGUGGCUUAUCAUCUCUCCGUCCUGAAGGAAUUGUUCCCUGCUGGAAUCAACCUCCUCUCUCUCUUCUCAGGAAUUGGUGGCGCAGAAGUUGCUCUUCAUCGGCUUGGAAUCCCGCUAAAAAACGUGGUCUCCGUGGAAAUAUCUGAAGUCAACAGAAAUAUCAUGAGGAGUUGGUGGGAGCAAACGAACCAGAAGGGCAAUUUGACCCACCUAACUGAUGUUCAACAGUUGAAUGGGGAUAGGCUGGAGCAGCUUAUGAACUCCUUUGGCGGGUUCGAUCUCAUCAUUGGCGGAAGCCCAUGCAACAAUCUCGCCGGCAGUAACAGGCACAGCAGGGAUGGGCUGGAAGGCAAGGAGUCCUCGCUUUUCUAUGAUUAUUUUCGGAUUUUGGAUCUGGUCAAGUGCAUCAUGUCCAAAGGCCACUGAUUGAUGAUGUAAAGCACCUGACUGAACAACAGUUAACCAAUUUUUAGGCGGGUUUUAGUUCUUCUCUGGCUCAAAAUUGAAUCGCUAAAGGGGAACCCAAAACAUGUUCAUGUUUCUAAUUCUAUUCUCCUCUUCAAUUUAAUAAAUCUCCUUGCAAUUCCCAUGGGGAGUUUUGUCUA